GUUGUUUCGUAACUGGUCACGAAGCCUCGGCUACGUUUAGUGGGCCCCAAUAAUUUGUGGCUUUGGUUGGAAGAAGGCUGGAAACCAACCAUUCUUCUCAGACGAGAAGGAAACCCUUUGUAGUGCUUCCCUCCCACUCUUCGACGGGGCCAUGGAACGGGCGGGGCUCUCGACAGCUCCACUGUACACUGAGAUCAGUAGAAGUAUAUUGUUUCCUCCACCUCGCCCUCCUACUUGCUUCAUCAAAGGAAGAAGAACCGACCAUCAUAAAUCAAGACGGCUGAGGUCCAACUGCAGAGGAACAGAGAAAGACUGCAGUGACAGCAGCAGAAUGGACGAAGAUUGGAUGUCAUCGCCGUCGGCCACCCCCUACCAAAUCCUCGGUGUGGACUCCACCUCCUGCUCCCCCGCCCAACUCAAAGCCGCCUUCCGAGCCCGUGUCAAGGAAUUUCAUCCAGAUGUAUGUAGAGACAUGAAAGAUGCAGAUUCUAUAAUCAGACGUGUGAUUCAGGCGUACGAGGUAAUACUUUCUGUAAACCAACAAGUGGAGACCACUGAAAGGGUGUGCAUGGACCCAUUUGAAGAACCAGAAUGUGAGGCUUAUGACCUUUUUGUCAAUGAGAUUCAAUGUGUUGGCAAAGGAUGUCCAUAUUCUUGUGUUAAAAAGGCACCUCAUGCCUUUUCAUUCACUGGUGAGAACGGUACUGCUCGUGCAAUGUCUCAAGGGCAUGGUGAUGAUUAUCUCGUCCAGAGUGCUGUUGGGCAGUGCCCAAGGAGAUGCAUCCAUUAUGUCACACCUUCGCAACGAGUUAUUUUGGAGGAUAUGCUCCAGAGUAUCUUAAGUCCACCAUAUGACUUGUCGGAAGCAGAUUUCUUGGACUCUCUCAUUAUCAAAGCAAAUUUUGAAAACAAUCGAUACCAACAGCCCAAAAGGAAACCAAAGGUCUCAAGUAAAUAUGUUGAUUGGUCAUGACAUUGAGAGAGUGAUAGGAUGUGUAUUCCAUGUAAGCAACUACAAAUUUUGAGGUGGAUAGCUAUUUACAUCUUAGGCACAGUUGAUAUUUUUAUGGCUGUUUGAUCUUUAGGCUAAUGUACAGUUGGGAGUAUAUUUCUAUACAUUGACUAAUACUACUUGGUGUUGGACCAUAUCAAA
Messenger RNA from Elaeis guineensis (African oil palm), 1153 nucleotides. RefSeq names its product chaperone protein dnaJ C76, chloroplastic. The record is from RefSeq and is a predicted model, not a curated record. Lineage: Eukaryota; Viridiplantae; Streptophyta; Magnoliopsida; Arecales; Arecaceae. Gene Ontology annotation, molecular function: DNA binding.